This is a messenger RNA of Caenorhabditis sp. 36 PRJEB53466, 607 nucleotides long. The record is from the annotation of a GenBank genome assembly. Lineage: Eukaryota; Metazoa; Nematoda; Chromadorea; Rhabditida; Rhabditidae.
AUGAAAAGAGGGAAAGAAGAGAAAACGGAUGAGAAAGAGUGAGAUAGCGGAUGGUUGUGUUGCAAGGACGAAGUAAACAGAAUAUAGCAAUGACCCCUCCCUCUUUCCUCCUCUCUCUCUCUCUCUCUCUCUCUCUUUCUUGCUCACUCUUAACAUUUCCCCUUCCAAAAUACUUUGCAACUAUUAUUUUGCAUCAAUAGUACCCACAGUUCGAUUUCCCAGAACAACAAACCGGUUUUCGGUAAGUUUGUAUUGCUUUCGUUUCAUUUUUCCAUGUAUUUUUUUCAGAGCGAACAGUUCUUUACGGUAAAUGCUUUGAAUUUCUGGAUUAUUGCUAAUCAAUCAAAUUAUGCGAACAUUGAAAUGCAGCAGAAUGUACUUUUUUUCUUUCAUUUACCGCAUUUUAUUAUGAGAAUUUGCAGACAGAAUUUUACGAGAUACAACUGUUCAUAAUCAAUCAUCUCUACGCCAUUUGUGAUCGAAAAAAUGUUUGAGAAAAAGAACGAGUUGAAGAAAAAGAACUAGUAUUAUGCAGACUUGCCAAAUCCCGGGCCAGCAAAUCGUCGGCCCGGCCCGGCCCGGUCGGCCCGGCUCCGCCCACUCUUGA